UCUAUAUAUAUAUGUAUAUGUGUGAUUAGAAGAAGUGAAAGGGGAGAUAGAGGAAAGAUCACCAAAAGGCAAACAUUAAUAUUUUACAUCUCUCUAUUGUCAGCGCCAUUGACUAAUCUCUGCCGCCAUGAAACAACCUCGUAAAAUUUCAAAGGUUGUAAGAAAAUGGUUGAAUAUACCGAGCAGUGCAGAUGAAUUUCAUUCCGACUACACUAUAAACGAUGUGACAGGUAUGAGUGAAAGGAGAAGGAAGAGUUGCUCAGACGACGGUGGUUGCGUCGUCGUGCCCGAAGAAUUAUCAAGAAGUUGGUUGAUGAAUACUAGUGAUGGAAUUGAACAGCCAAGAUUUGAGGAAGAGGGAUCACAUUUAACAAAGAACCUCAGGAUGUUUGUGGGAACAUGGAAUGUAGGAGGCAAGACCCCAUACAAUGGAUCAGACUUGAGGGAAUGGUUAAACACUUCUCUCCCUGCCCACAUCUAUGUCCUUGGGUUCCAGGAAAUUGUCCCUCUAAAUGCAGGCAAUGUGCUAGGGGCCGAGGACAGCGGUCCAGCUGCCAAGUGGCUGUCUUUGAUUCGAGAAACAUUGAAUAAUGCCACAACCGACUCAAAUGCUUCUCCUCCUCCUCCUAUCCACAAUGUCAUCCAGCAAAGAGUCAACUGCUCGGAUUUGAUCUCAUUAGAAGAUGAACUUGAAGAAGAAGAUGAUGAUUUUGAGAGAUUUGUUAGCACCAACUCGGUUUCUUUCUCUAGGGACCAAGUUUCACCCAGUCCCAAUUGCACAAAACAAAACCAAUAUUGCCUAGUGGCAAGCAAGCAAAUGGUGGGAUUGUUCCUAUGCAUUUGGGUACUUGCUGACUUGCAUCAACAUAUACAAAAUCUAAAGGUUUCAUGUGUUGGCAGAGGUAUCAUGGGAUAUCUCGGAAAUAAGGGAUCAAUCUCAAUCAGCAUGACAUUGCACCAAACAACAUUUUGCUUUGUGUGCACCCACUUGGCCUCGGGGGAGAAAGAGGGCGACGAGGUCAGAAGAAAUUUAGACGUAAUGGAAAUCCUGAGAAGAACGAGGUUUAAUCAUUUGAAUAGAAUGGGAAGACAAUCAUCUCCUCCUCAUCAUCAUCCUGAUAAAAUCUUGGAUCACGACAAGAUCAUUUGGCUUGGGGAUUUAAACUACCGGCUUGCAUCGGGCAGUGAGGAGGACACAUUUGAGCUGCUAAAAAAGAGUGAUUGGCAAGCACUUCUGGAGAAAGAUCAGUUGAAGAUGGAACGAAAGGCGGGCCGUGUGUUCAAAGGUUGGAAGGAAGGCAGGAUAUAUUUCCCUCCAACAUACAAGUACCUCUCCAAUUCUGAACAUUAUGUUGUCCAAACCUCUGCUCCCUCCAAGCAAAAACAAAGGACUCCUGCCUGGUGUGAUAGGAUUCUAUGGAAAGGGGAAGGAUUAAAGCAGAUUUGUUAUGUUCGGGGCGAAUCCAAGUUCUCAGAUCACAGGCCCGUGUAUUCCCUUUUCUUGCUACCCAACGACAUCAAUCGUUAGCUCCCUCCCUCCCUCUAACAAUACAAUGCCCUAUGCCCCCGGGGCAUAUGGCGCAGUGGCAAAAAGUGAACCUGCUGAUGGCAGUGCCCCAGUGAG
Ipomoea nil (Japanese morning glory) is the source of this 1624-nucleotide messenger RNA. Its product is annotated as type I inositol polyphosphate 5-phosphatase 8-like. Gene Ontology annotation, biological process: phosphatidylinositol dephosphorylation. The coding region runs from base 128 to 1528 and encodes 466 amino acids. The transcript has 10 exons. The record is from RefSeq and is a predicted model, not a curated record. Gene Ontology annotation, molecular function: phosphatidylinositol-4,5-bisphosphate 5-phosphatase activity; inositol-polyphosphate 5-phosphatase activity; phosphatidylinositol-3,4,5-trisphosphate 5-phosphatase activity. NCBI's taxonomy places the organism in Eukaryota, Viridiplantae, Streptophyta, Magnoliopsida, Solanales, Convolvulaceae.